Molecule: messenger RNA, 1195 nt
Organism: Stegostoma tigrinum
Lineage: Eukaryota; Metazoa; Chordata; Chondrichthyes; Orectolobiformes; Stegostomatidae
Product: MICOS complex subunit mic25-a-like
Exons: 8
Coding region: 91-828 (245 amino acids)
Biological process (GO): DNA damage response; cristae formation
Cellular component (GO): MICOS complex; mitochondrion
Source: RefSeq, a predicted model, not a curated record
UACUGGUCCAAUCGCGUGGGAGGUUACUGGAGGGGGCUUUCGGUCUUUAAUGUGCGUUUAGGCAGGAGGAUCGUAUCGGAGAGACCGUGGAUGGGGGCCAGCGGUAGCACCAGGCGUGUGUCUUUCGGCAAAGACGAUCAGGAACGAGUGACAGUUUUGCAGGGAAUGAGGCUGUCUGAAAACCUUGUCUCAAGAAUGAAGGAUCUGCCCCAAUCAAAGUCAAAGCCAUCACACUGCAUCUCUGGAGGACCCGAUUACCAAGGGGGUGAUAACAUGACACUGAAACAUUCUGGAACUGAAGAGGAGAUGUACAAGAGGUAUGAAAAAGAGGCAUUGGCAAAAGAAGAGAAACCCAAGCUUGCUCCACAAGAACAAGUGGUUGCCAUUGCUGACCUCAAAGAGCAAGUAAUCUCAACUGAGGAGCAGAAGAACAUUAAACAGCUUACCAGCCAACUGGAAAAGAAGGAAGCAGAUCUUCAGAGACUUGAAGUGUUUUAUAAAGAACAGUUGGACCUAAUAGAACAGAAGCAUGACGACUACUAUCAGCUUGCGUCAGCACAGUUCAAUGAAGCGGCAUCAAUAGCAGAAGUCCGUGUUAAGUCAAGAAGCUAUGAGCCUCUCUGUGCAAAUCUGCAAUCCCAGAUCCUUAAUUGUUAUCAAGAAAAUCCACAACUGACCUUAAAGUGCUCUGCCUUCGCCAAGGAAUACCGCCAUUGCAUCAGAGAGGCACAAAAGGUGCCCCUUCCUACACCCUUGCCUCUGCCACCUUCACAGUGGCCCGGUACGACAAUCGCUCAGUCCGGGACUGUAAGAAACGACAGAAGGUGAUGUGCACAGUGAUAAUGGGAACUGCAGAUGCUGGAGAAUCCAAGAUAACAAGGUGUGAAGCUGGAUGAACACAGCAGGCCAAGCAGCAUCUCAGGAGCAGAAAAGCUGACUUUUCGGGCCUAGACCCUCCAUCAGAGAGGUGUCAGAGAGUGAUGUGCACAGCCCAGUCAAUCACGGAAGCCAAUCUCCCAUCCAUGGACUCCAUUUACACUUCUUGUUGCAGCGAAAAAGCUGCCAACAUCAUCAACGACUCCGCCCACCCCAGUCAUGACUCCUACAACCUCUUCCAUCAGGCAGAAAAUACAGAAGCCUGAACAUGUGCACCAGCAGGUUCAAGCACAGUUUCAUCCCUGUUGUUAUUAGACUG